Cololabis saira (Pacific saury) is the source of this 1141-nucleotide messenger RNA. RefSeq names its product hepatic lectin-like. The record is from RefSeq and is a predicted model, not a curated record. Lineage: Eukaryota; Metazoa; Chordata; Actinopteri; Beloniformes; Belonidae. The coding region runs from base 114 to 866 and encodes 250 amino acids. The transcript is spliced from 7 exons.
AUUUCAUUGACCUCUUAUCAGCUACUGCACUUGGAAUUUGGGACCAAGUGUAUUCUGUGCUGAAUACACUGAUUAUCAAGAUAAACCCUGAAAACGGCAGGAUUAACACCGUCAUGGAAAGUCAGUAUCACCACUUUGGACAGGACGAUGGCCAGUCUGUACGGGGAGAGCACAACAUCAGCACACAAACAGUGUUUUCAGGUAUGAAGAGGAUGGGGAUGUAUAUCCUUUACAUCAUCCUGGUGCUGCUGCUGCUGAUUCUGCUGAUGGUUACAGGGAUAAAAUUUUCCCAGAUAAACAGAGAAAUCACUGAAGUCAAAGUUUACCUUCAGACCAUCAGAAACAACGGAAAAGCUCCACUGUCUCCACUGUCUCCCACCGGUAAGAAAGAAAUAAGUCAGUAUUUCCAGCCCAGUCAAACCGUCUGUACUUUUCUGUAUCCCCAUAAAACGCGAGGACGAUGUAGGGCAGGAUGGGUGAGCUUCCAGGGAAGCUGCUACCUGCUCUCCCUCACCAGCAUCACCUGGAGCAAAGCAGAGGCUCAGUGCGUAUCACAGAGGGGACACCUGCUGGUGGUGAACGGCGCAGAGGAGCUGGACUUCAUUUCAAAAAUAGUUGAAAUCAGAUAUAACUACUGGAUUGGACUUGUGGAGCGACAUAAUGAGGGACAAUGGAGCUGGGUGGAUGGAACUGACUUCCACUCAACCCCAACUUUCUGGGACAAAGGUCAACCUGACAACUGGGACUACAGAGAGAACGGAGAAGAUUGCGGGCAGAUUCACGCCUCUGCAAUUCGCAAACGCAAGCUGUGGAACGAUGCAGACUGUAACCUGGUGUACAGAUACAUCUGUGAAGCCAAGGCAUAAUGUUGUCAAAGAGAGACAUCCCAUGAAUGAUGAUCCCUCACCUGUCAGAUCUCUUAAAGUGGGAAAAGAUGGCUAAAAUGCAAACAGAUGGAAACAUGCAUGCACUGUAAAUCUUUGAGGGUUUCAAUGAAAUGAUGGCCUGGGUUCUUUUUAAAUGAAUUUCAAUAAAGACACUUUCAGUGUUGAAGAUUCUUCUGACUCUGCAUUUAUGUUGCUUGAAGAGAAAAUGUGGCUGUAUUCAUCUUGUCUGCAAGAACGAAAAACACUAGAAAAUC